This is a messenger RNA of Hyposmocoma kahamanoa, 2806 nucleotides long. RefSeq names its product mucin-2-like. The transcript is spliced from 7 exons. The record is from RefSeq and is a predicted model, not a curated record. Gene Ontology annotation, molecular function: chitin binding. The coding region runs from base 358 to 2511 and encodes 717 amino acids. Gene Ontology annotation, cellular component: extracellular region. Lineage: Eukaryota; Metazoa; Arthropoda; Insecta; Lepidoptera; Cosmopterigidae.
CCGCGCGACAGUACGUAUCGCUCUGUCGUAUUUUUUUCGGCUACCGAAAUCGUCAGUGCCGUUCCAGUUUAAAAAAAAAUCAACUCGCGAUUGUAAUAAACAUUUUUCUUCGGAAUAAAAAGUGAUUUCAAAAACGUGUUUGCAAUUGAAAGUUCCAUAUCGUUAAUGAUAUUUUAAACACAUAUUAGUUUAUACUUGCCGACUUUAUUGGAUGUUACGCUCUCUUGAACAACAUGGCUGGUCGGAAGUACAGGAGUUAGUGAGGUGCUGUGAGGUAGUCGACGGCGCCACGAUGCCUCGACUAGCCACCGACUAGCCGAUACGCUCUCUUUGCGACGACUUGACGAUCAGACUGAGAUGCGGCGGCAAGCUCGGAUCUCAGCCGGCGGCACGCUAUUGGUGCGUUCCGCCUCUGCAUUGCAAGUAUGGCUGUGGUUGCUGUUAUUCAUAUUCCAAAACGAAUUUCGAAUAUCGAGGUCCAUUCAACCAGGGUACUUGGACUUUGACAACCUGCCCGAGACGAAUUUCACGUGCGCGGGCAAAGUAAUAGGCGGGUACUACGCCGACACAGAGACCUCCUGUCAGAUGUUCCACGUCUGCACCGUGGGCCAACAGGAGGAGCCCAUGGACAUCAAGUUCCUUUGCCUCAAUGGCACUGUCUUUGAUCAGGAGACAAGAGUAUGUGAGAGAGUUGACGAAGUAGAUUGUUCAAAGUCUGAAAAAUUCUACAGUUUAAAUUUAGAGUUAUAUGGCAGCACUGCGCCCCCUAUAAUAUCAGCAGAUCAACCCAAGCCUCAAGGUCAACCCACUGAGCAAUCCGUUCAAAAGUUGAAACCCAACCUAGAACAAUCUGAUCCCUCCUUAGACGAAUCUACGACGUUACAUUCUAAAACGCAGGAACACUCUACAGAUAUUGUAGACUCCACCGAAGAUCCUUUGCAAGACAUAAAGAAAGAUGACCCUAAGGGUUCGCAGAAUACUCUCCCUACUCAACAAUCGUUACCAAUACGGAAUCACGAAGAAAUUAUAGAAGAAUAUCCAGAGGACGAAUUCGAUGACAACACCGAAUACGAAGAAGAUUAUUCACAUUCUCCGAUAUCAACCACCAGUCAAGUUUCAACUACGACUAUAACGACCACAACAACAAAGACCACUACCAAACAACCACCGACCACUACUGUUCAGCCGAAACCAACAUCACCACACCUUAUAUCUCCUAUUCCUCAUUUAAUUUCCUCUCCCUCACCUACCGUAUAUCCUUCAGCUUCACCGUCCUCUUCUCCUUUGACACCAUCCUUGCCAUCAAUUGAUCCAGCGCUCUUAUCUCCUCAAGAAUUUAUCUACCGUCAUCGUGGACCAGGAUCCGAAGCGAUUUCGUUCCAACGACAAAGUAUUCGACCGGCAGAUGGUGUGUAUAUCACACACGCACCACCUCAGCAGUUUGACCACUUCCAGUAUGAGUCGUCUAGAACUGCGCCCCGUCCUGCCCAACAACGGCCCACGCCUUUCGUACAAAGGCCCCAACCAGCGCCAUUUCGGCCAACCACCUUGGAUCCACGAGAUCAGCUCUUGCGUCCGGGGCCUUCAUCGCAGUCGUCCGAGAGACAUGAAACUUCGGUGAAACAUAGGCCGCAACAAUAUCAACCAUCAGUUUUACCUGCGCAACGUCCUUUACCAUUCAAUCCGUACUACUAUGAUCGAAAACGAAGUGAUGAAUCCAUUCGUGAUGACGAAUCGUCCUUAGCUGCUCGAUCCGUGGGCCCUCCGACUGUUACAGAACGGCCUCCAACAAAACCGAAAAGCCCUCCUAGAGUUAUUGUCACUGCCAGCGCUUCCGUUAGCGACAGCAACGGAAAGAAGUUAAAUUACACUGUAGGAAAUGUAGUAAGCGCAGUAAAACCAAUAGUACCCAUCAAUUAUGACGACUACAAGGAAUCCGACCUUAUAUUUGAUCCAUUUUUUCUUGAUGUGCCAAAACUGCAAAAGCGGCGUAAAACUAGGUCUAACCAAAAGAGAAAAGUCUUCACGAUACCAUCCACUGCAACUGUUUCCCCAGAUUUGGUGACUGAGCGACCGACGACAACUACAAGUUCGCCAAUCACAUCGCGAGCGACUACCACUGCACGAAGUGUGACUGUUACCGCUACUCCAACUACGACAACCACCGCCGCGUGGAACCCGAACGAUUAUGUCGACGACAAUUACGAGCCACAUUCUUACAUCCCGCCCGAACCUCCACUGGCGGUUCUAAUAGCGAAAGAGUACACUAAAUUUAAAAACCAAGAAAAACCCAGUCAGCAGUGGGCGGAAGACGAAUUGCCACGACAGGUGAAGUUAAAUUUAGGGCGUGUGGAGCAUGCUGAGCCGACUCCGUCUGCAGUGCAGACAACCUCUAGUCAAAACGAGGGGGCGGGAGCGACGCCCCCCACCGCCUCGCCGCCGCCCCUGCCGCCUGUCGAGGCGCACACCAGCCCUACGUCGCGCUCACCUGACUGUCGGAAUCGUGCCUAAAUAUUUUAGCUCAUUUUUAUACAUACUAUAUAAUAAUAUCAAAUAUUAUACAUAGUUCCAUACUUAGAUAGGUAGCAAAUUUUAACAAUUGUAAACUCGGAAUCAAUAAUUUUUGGAUGACAACAUCUUUCAGAUUCCGAACAUGUUUUCAUUUCUUCAGACUAUUGAAUUAAUUUUUAAAUAAAUAUUUAUGUUAAAAAAAUUGCCUUUGUAAAUAAUAAUAAUUGAAUAUAUCAUAAUGUUUGUUCUCUAAAGUUCAUUCGUUUAUUAUCUAGUAAUAUUUAUGGAGGAAACU